AGGAGAAUGAAAUUUGACUGUGAUGUAACUAAAGCCUGUGGUGUAAAAGCCACAGCCAAAAAGGGGAAACCUUUUGGGUUACUCACACUGGAAAGUAGCUUUUUUUUUCUUAUGCAUCUCCUCAGUUGAAUUUCUUUGGAAAAGGAAACCUAAAGUACAACUAAAAACCUUUGCUGUACUAUUUUACACCAUAACUUUGCAAUGAUUUUGCCAGUCACGCUGCCUGAUAUUCUAAUCCUGGUCUUUAGAGCGUCAUACACUGACGUAAUGCAUUUGGAAGUAAAACGUUUCUGUAAGAUAAAAAUCUUAACCAAGAUAAAGGUACGGUUUUCACAACAGAGUUUCGCUGACUCCUUGUGCCACGCGUCAUCUGUGCACUUAACUUUAGGAGAAGCUAAUGACAUCACUUCAUUCACUUUAUCGAGCUGAAGAAAUACUAUGUUUUAAUGAGUAACAGAAAUAAUAGAAUAGAAAUGUCCCUAUUAGUAUUAGGCUAAAAUAUUUUUUAUUAGCAUUUAAGAACCGAGACAGAGAAAAGCAACCAAUACCAGAAUACUGUAUAUCUUAUUACAAUCUCCAUCUCAUUAUAAUAUUCUUAGAAUAUGAUGAGUAUUUUCCUGAACUUAAUGUACCGCAUUGAGUAAUGUCUCACUGUAUCUGUGUACGCAAGUUUCCGUUCAUAUCUGAGCCUCGCUACUCACAAGUCGCAACCCUGUCCUGGUGUGCUGCGAUAAGCACCAAUAAACAUCGGGACCGCCGUAAAACCGACUAAUAGGCAGCUGUGACACAGUUCUCAAGCGCUAAUUCACCUGACAGUCACUAGCGUGGGUUGGCCUCACACUUCCUUCACCCACAAAUUGCAGAGAAGUGUCAAGCCCCAGCCCCUAGCCCUGCACAAAUUCAAUUCUUCCAAACCACAACACUGACGGGUAGUCCUGCUCACCCAGAUUACUGUGAAAAGGCUCCGUGGCUGUACAGUGACAGUUUGUCAUUGAUGCCUCCAGAGCACAUCAGUCAUCUUGGUAGUGGUUCCUCUGAAGUGAACUGCUCACAUACCGCCACUGUGGUAAUGCAGAGCAAGUCAUAUUAAACCAGACUUUAAUCGCGUCGCAGAUUGAGUCGGCUUUUUGUUUAGUUCAGUAACACUUUGAUUCAUUCAACAAAACAACAACAUGAAACCCCUUAGCAUGCGGAGAUUAAAAGCCUUCGUAGGUAGAUCAAAGAUGCUGUCGCAUGACAUGGCCGUUUGAUCAGAUGAAGGCUGGAUUUCAUUAUCAUCAUAUGACACGUGGGCGGUGAAGAGCACACUGUGGAAUGUGCAUAGAUGAGCCAUUUACCUCAAAUACCCCACACAGUUAGACACCCCCAGUGAGUCAGCAUUGAUGCUGGGUCUGCCGGCAUCUGAUGGUGAUUGUUUUAACUGACAGUGAGGGGAUAGCAGGUGCUCGGGAGUGUGGUGUGGGGGGGCUGACAGUCUUGAUAUUACUGGUAGGUGAAGCCCUAUGCAUCAGUUCAGUAUGUCUCCUUCACAUACUAAGCAAGAUGACAUUUAAGUGUUGGUAUAAUGUUAAUUUCACUGAGAGGAACCGAUGAGAUCAGACUGUCCAGUGGUUUGAGCAGACGGCUGCACCGACGAAGGUUUGCACAAAGGUCAUCAUGUACCUGUGCUUGUAGACACGCAUGCACCCACACACAGAUACACAUCUAAUGCAACAACUUGUGAUCGAUUCCGUUUCCAGGGAACUAGCUUGUGGUUAAGACUAAAUCUAUCUUCCAUUAUCAUGCAUGUUGAGACAUUUAAUUCAGUGCUCACUUUUGUUUUCCUCCAUGCCUCCGUGCAUCUCAAAAAUUGGUUUGAGAAACCCCAACGCUUCUUAUGGCUGCCGGAAGCAAGUCUUUACAGAUGUCUAAGUGACAAACAAGCAUAGCUAGAUCACAUGUUGUUCCCUUUUAAUAUGUCACAGGUUCCCUUCGGUUUGGACAUGUCUGCUAAACUGCUUUUGGCUGUUUUAUAUUGAGAAAUGUGCAGCAUAAUCUGAUAAUAAAACUAGGCUUUCUAUUUUUAGGGUGAGUUGGACAAGUGGCCUCGUCUUUAAAUAACACUGGUCUUAACCAUCAACCACAACCACAGUAAUGUGCAAGUCCUUCCUACGCUCCCAGAAGAGAGUUGACCCAUCAUAGGACAUGGACACAGAACCUGUGGCUCUUUGGGUCUUGUAGUCUGACUUGUACUGGCAGAUCCUGCAGACUUCUUUUUUUUUUUUUUUUUUAAUGCUGCACAAGAAAAAGUAGACAGAUUAGACUAAUAUAUAUGAACAACCACUAACUGGUCAAUUGCAAUGGCCAUUAAACAUGCAUAAACAUGCAUAUGCUUGAAAGUGUUGUUGCUAUCAUGCUAUGUAAUGUCUGUGCACAGUUGUCUGUCAUGGCGUCAAGCUGCGAUACUGGACAGUGGUGACUUCAGAAUUAAAGGUCGGUGGAACCCAUGGUGGAAAGAGUCUUUCCAAGUCCACCUUACUGUAGAGUUUUGGAGAUAGGGUGUUGCCACCCCCAGAAGAAUACCAGGGUGACACAUCUGCAAAAUUAGCGCCAAUAGAAAUAAGAUGUACAUACUUGCUAGUUCAGUCUAACUGCCCCCUUUUAGCAGCACAGCAGGAACAUGUACAGACAUUGCAAUCGCAUGGGUCAUGGGUACGGUCCAUAACACUCUAAUAGUCUUUUCUCCUUUCUUCUCACAUGUGCACAUCAGUGACAAAUUAGAUAUUUCUGCCAAUGGUUUAUCACUCUGCCAGUGAUAACCAGGUGUUUAUAACAUGUUGAUUUAUGCAGCAAUGUGUGAACAACAGCUGGCAAAAAGAAGACCACAGGGUGACAAACAAGAAAGUUGGAUUUUAAAUGCUUAAAAUGACUUUGAAGUAUUUCACAAGUAGGUAAUGCAUAAUGUAGAAGUCAGGCUCCAUGGAAGAGGGCACAGUGGCACCUUCUCCAGGUGCUGCCUCUAUGUAGUUGUGGACUUUCUUGGUAAGAAAUUACAAAUGACAGCACAGAGGCUGGUGUUGACCAUUUUCUCACAGAUCUAACUUUUUCACUUACUAAAAACAGAAGUACGUUAUGCACAAUUAUCUCAAAAGCUGAGGAGCAUGUGCAUGUAACAGGGACUGUAUAUCUUUCCCUUCUACCUUAGGCCAAAAUCACCUCCCUCGUGUAUACGUGUAUUCUAACUUCUGUUUAUCCUGUUCCUACCAUGACCCUUGCACUGUGCUUUUUGGUGGACAGUGAGCUUUAAUUUGUUUACAAGAAAGACCCACAAUUAGUGGAUCCACUUUCUUUCUACUCAUGCAUGACCAUGACCUUUAAGACUUUGAAUCUGCACAGAUAUGAAAGAAGUGAAAAAAAAUCUUGUUCCCAGACUAAUAUGAUAACGCUCAGCAUUAAUCAUCACAGGCAUUAUUAAAACGGAACUUUUUAAUGUUCACAGUUUCAGUAAGCAUUGAGUGAACUUUGUAUGACUUAAAGUAAUAAUAUAUAAUAUUAUCAUAAGAGUUAAGAAUUUUGAUCAUGAACAUCAACAUUUUACUGUAACACCGUCCUGUUAUGUCAGUGUGCUUUUACCCUGUAAAUUUACGUGAUCCUACACACUUUCAUUUAAUCAAAAGCACACAGCCAUUUGUUGUCUGCAUGCAGGUUACGUGCUACCUUCCCAGCAACUGACACAAAUACUGCAGAGAGCAUGCCUGACAAGCCGUGUUUGGUGUGUAGUUUUUGUUUCAGUUUGUAAUGAACAUUGUUUUCUUUGUUCACUUGCAGCAGGCCUGGUUGUGCUAGAAGCUGCUUGUCCCUCCUGUAACGUCUCGCUCCUUAUUUGCCCAAUGCUCCGCCGUGUUCACGGUUAGUUUUUGGAUUAUUCACAAAUGGUUGCAUAUGUAUGCAAGGUACGCACUGCAUGGCAAGUUUUCUUAAAGAAGACAGUGCAACUAUUUUUCUGGGCCACAGAGGCAAAUGUGCCCACCACUAGACUAAACUCCCAGCCUAUCAGAGUCAUAGAUAUUUUCUCUAUGGUGCCGCAGUCAACGGCAGACCAUGUUUGAAGGGGAAAGCCCGUGAGGAGAGUUCUGCCAUGUGUCACCGGUACAACAUGCGUGUCUGCUCCAAACUGCCACACGCAACUGAGGAUUAAGAAAAUGCUUCUAAAUUAAAGCCACUGGAUUUGCAGUAAUUUAACGGCAAAAUAAGGCUGGGAAAGGAAAGCAACACGAUAAACUAAACCAUCAGGUUGUCACAAACUGACCUCACCUCUCUACAGUUGGUCUAUUUUUGCAGGUUGUCAUAUCGACAUUUGACAUAUCAAAAGGGCAAUGCAGAUAUUUCUAUUUCAAGCGUGCAGGUUUCAGUGAGGCCUAGCCCUACAUAUCAGUACCACUGGGCUUUGGUAUGUAUGUUUCCUGUCACAGAUCAGUGUCUUUGAAGUGGUUUUUGUUUCAGCGCUGAACGGUCUAUUAAUGUAGUGACCAGCAAAUGAUGCUGGAGGGCAGGAAAUCAUGUACAGCAUGUACAUGUGUACAGCAUCAUUAAGACACGCAAAUGUCCAUCUAACCGCUGCCCUCGUUUUUCUGCCUCUGCCUAUUUUCACACUUUAUUUUUAUUCUUUAAUCUUCCUCACGUAUAUUAUGUGCUUUGCAUGCAGCAGCAAUAUCCUGUAUUUUGUUUAGAAGACAACACAGAAAACAAACCUCUUCCUACACACUUCAAGCAAGAUAAAACAAAAUAUGGGAAAGGACUGGUUUAUUUAGGCAAAAAUCUCUAUCUUUUAUUACAAAGAGAAAGCCAUGUAGCACUGUAAUCAAUGCACCAAUGAGAGAGAGUUGAGUUGAAGAGGAGGGACUGUAAAGACAAAGAGGAAACCACCGUGGCCCACAGCAUAACCUGUGCCCCGACAGACAUGUCACUUUACAAGUCUCUUCACAGUCAUGACACAAGGUAGCUCAUCGUUCUCCAGGGAGAAUAUUCACUAAACACCUGACCUCUGAUAAACUUACUACAAACGUCAGAUAUGAUCCGAAUCAUCAAUACUCAAUACUUCCACUUCCUGCAGCAGGCAGAUACCUUCCGGCGCUCAGGGCUGCUCUGUGAUGCCAUCAUCUCAGUAAAGAAUCAAACUUUCAGGGCUCAUCGUCUUGUAUUAGCCUGUGCUAGUAGAACUUUAGCACAGCAGCUAGCCCAGGGAGACACAGACAGCCCGGUCCACUGCACCCUGGAGUAUUUUUCACCGCACACGUUCCAGCAAAUUCUGGACUUCACCUAUGCUCAAGCUCUUGAGGUGUCUGUCGAUGAUCUGGGCCUGCUGCUGAGGGCUGCUCAGCUGCUGGAGAUGCAGCCGCUGGAGGACCAGUGCCGCAAGCAGCUGGACACGCUCGUCUGCGAAGUCAGAGAGGAGGAUCAAAGUGAAGAGACCCUAGACAUCAAAGCAGAAAAGGAAUGCGCGGAGGAGAAAGAUCAGAAGCAAAAACGAAGUCCUGUGCAUGAUGAAAAACUCCAAAAGGCCGCUUCCCCGGAGGAGAAAGGAAGAGUUAGCGUUGCCGCUGAAAUACUUUCACCCUCUGAUCCACCUAAGAACCACAACAGUCCACCAUCCCCAAGAAGGAAGCCCCGAUUGUCCCCUGUGUCUGCAGCUUUCUACAACCGAGACAGUGUUAUUACCAAACCUAGCACCAGCACUUCCUCUUUCUCUUCCCCUUGGACUUUCUCUACAAACAUGUGGGACUCUGUGAGCACCCUUAGGCGAAUAGCAGAAAACUAUUCAAAUUUAAUUGCGACUCACCCCCUUCAGUCCGCAAACCAGUCUGCUGUAGCCUACCCAUUCUCCCUCUCCACUUCCCCCCACAUGAUCCCCAUACUGGGUCCCCAUUUUCAAACUCCAGUUCAGAGCUCUGUCAUCGGCUGCUCGGGCUUCCAACCCCGUUAUACGCAGAACAUUUACAGUGGCAGUACACGGAUGGGCAGCAUAAUUAAACAAGGCCUGUUAAAAAGAAAGAAACCCAGCCAGAGAGCAUUCGCCGGGACUGUUCAAGCCGGUGAAACAAGUUACCCUGAAGUUCCCAAAGCCAGCACGACGAGAGCUAAAGACUGCCAGCACUGCAGUGGAAGUCUCCUUGACGAUCCAGUGCUGCGGGAGUCAGCCUCCACACAAAUAGGUAAAACUUGUGCAGGAUGUCGAUUCUGUGGAAGAGGAGAUGGGGCACAGCAUGAGCCUGACAUGCGAGGAGACCACAGAGGAGAAAAACCUUACCAGUGCCAACACUGUCCCAAGAAGUUUAGUCUGAAACAUCAGCUAGACACACACCACCGAGUCCACACCGGAGAGAAGCCCUUUGAGUGUCGUCUGUGCGGCCAGCGCUCGCGAGACUACUCUGCCAUGAUCAAGCACCUGCGGACACACGGCGGGGCAGCGCCUUACCAGUGUACCGUGUGCCUGGAGUUCUGCAGCAGCCUGGUGGCCAUGCAGAGGCACGUCAAGACCCACGCAGUGCAGGACUUCCCCCCUGACUGGAGCAUCAGCAGCACCUACUUGUACAUCUCCCAUAUCUGAGCCGCUCCUCAAGGCACAGAUGCCUACUGUCCAAAGUUCUCCUUAGGCGUAGCUUUAGUUUUUUCUUCUCAUGUAUGAUUAUCAUCAUACUCGUUUGAAGUACCAAUAAUACAUGAGCACAAACUGGGCCUGUUGUGGGUGUAGCAAUAACGUCUUACUGAAACUGUUCCACAUUCACGACAAACUGGGGGAGAAAAAAAGCAUCACUAAUUUGCGAUGGCAUGUCAGAAAAAGUAUUGAAAGUGAUUACCGGGCAUUAAAACCACAUCUCACACUCAUGAAUGACGCAGGCUUCUUCCCUCUGACUUUCAUAAUUAUUGGAGUGGUUGUGUAAGCCUUGCAAGUUUGACCCAGGUUUAUAGCACCCUCAGGAGGACAAACACUGUAACUUUAUUUCCCUUCUCUCUCGCUCCGUCUCCCCCUCCACCAGUGUUCAUAUAUGCAUUACUCUGCCUAAAUAGGACCAGAGGCUCAGAUGUUAUAUUUACAGACAGACUUUAGGAAAGUUUUUAUUAACUGCCGAAACAUUUAAACAGUUUACAUUCACUGAUCCAGUUUUGUGUUGGUGUGUUAUGAUGUGUUAUUUAAUGCGAUGAUGUGUGUUUAAUUAAAGUUUUAUUAUAUUAUUUUGUCCCUUCAAACAGUGACUUUUUUUCAGGUCCUGUGUUAUUUUCCUUUAAGCAGAAGUAUUUCAGCCAAAGUUUGUGCAGUAAAAUAAAGAUGGUGAAAGUGAACUCUAAUGAAUUAAGAGAAUAAAGGCACUUGACAUCUCAUUAAUGUGCUGCAGUUCAACGUGUGGGUCAGGUAGUAAUAAAUAAAUCAAUGUUUGA
Molecule: messenger RNA, 7416 nt
Organism: Mugil cephalus (flathead mullet)
Lineage: Eukaryota; Metazoa; Chordata; Actinopteri; Mugiliformes; Mugilidae
Gene: zbtb32
Product: zinc finger and BTB domain containing 32
Exons: 5
Coding region: 5051-6586 (511 amino acids)
Biological process (GO): regulation of transcription by RNA polymerase II
Cellular component (GO): nucleus
Molecular function (GO): DNA-binding transcription factor activity, RNA polymerase II-specific; protein binding; RNA polymerase II cis-regulatory region sequence-specific DNA binding
Source: RefSeq, a predicted model, not a curated record